AUAAAUGGCGCUUCAUUUAUUUUAUUUUUUUUUUUGGCGUGGCCACGUGGCUGACGUCUGUCACAAAACAAACCGCGCGCAAGUUCACUUGGCGGAUGUUUUCUGCGGGCUAAAAAUAUGGCGGCAGCUGAUUGGCUCGAAAGGGCAGUGACGUCGCCGUCACGCCCACCGUUUCCGCUUCCGCGUUUCAACUCAACGUUGUCAAACAUCUCACGCAUGACGUUGCGGUCGCAGCACUGGACUCGCUGUGCGCCUGUUUCGGCGGUUGAGCUGGCAUGAUCGAGUGUUAAAUUAGAAGAAAAAAGAAAAACGGAAUCGUUGCACCAGAGUGGACGAAACGAAGAGGACGUUCAGGUUUGGCGACAGCAGCAACCCAAGUGCAGAAAUGCUAAAUAAGAUCAACUCCCUCCACCGCGUCCGCACGGAGCCUUCCCCCGGCGACAGCGAAGUUGCUGGGCCGUCGGGGCCGGCUGGGAUGGAAGACCCGUUAGCCGGGUGCACGGAUGCGGCUAACCAGCCGAUGGAGGCGCGGGCGGCUCGCGGCGGAGUCGUCAAUGGAAGAAGAGCGGUCCUUUCCAAGUCCCGCACGGUUGCUCGACGUCGUGCAAAUGGAUCACGAUUAUGUGAGGAAGGACCCGACCAACCACUCGCCACUUGACAGUAAGGAGACUUGGCGGCGCCGCCACGAUGAGCGCUUUCUAUUUGAAAAUGAGCAGGCCAUUCUGGUCCACACGGGAAUCUCCACGAAAACGCUGGACACGCUGGUGGAGACGGUGGAGUGUCACGCUAACAAAGAUUUCCAGCUGUCCGUUCGCUCUCAGGUGAUCAUGACGCUGAUGAAGCUCAAGACCAACCUACCUCUGGCCGAGCUGAGCGUGUACUUCCACACGGCCGAGCGCACGGCUCUCCGAAUCGUCUUACAUUGGAUUGACGUGCUGGCGGAGGUCUUGCGCGUCACAAUCCCGUGGCUGUCCAAAAAAAACAUCCAAGCCACCAUGCCCGCCGAGUUCAGGGAGAAAUUCCCCAACAUGACGUGCUUCGUGCAAUGCGGCGAGAGCAACCUGCGCAAGGCUCAGGGGCGCUGCUCGCCCAGCGCCGUCAGGUACCUGCUGGCCGUGGCCCCGUGCGGCCUCAUCGUGUUCAUGUCGGCCGCCUACUCCGGGCGCUGCCGCCACGACGACAUGGCGCUGGAAUCGGGAUUACUGGACCUCCUCGUACCGGGCGACGAGGUCAUGACCCCGAAAGGCCUCGCGAUCAAAGACCUGCUGUUUCGGCGGCAGGUCAAGCUGGUCGCGUCGUCGCUCGGGAAAAACGCUUCCUCCUCUUCCGCCGGCCACGUUGCGCACGUCGGCGAUCACGUCGAAGGCGCCGUUCGCCACUUGAUGACUUUCAAUAUACUUUCGCAGGGCGUUCCCACUACGUUGGCGCCGCAAAUUGACAAGAUUCUCCAAAUUUGCGCCGCCCUGACCAAUCUGAGGAUUCAGGUUUUAAAUUAAUGUAGCAAUUUUUUUUUUUUUUUUUGGAUUGUGUUCAGUCCCUCCAGGAUUUCCCAGGGUUUUUUUUUUUUUUUUUCGUUUUUUUUUUUUUUGUGGCCACAAAUGCCUGAUUUGAUGGCAGUUAUUUAUCUAAUAUAUUUUUGGUGGGUUUGUUGUGAUGAAAUUUGCAUAAUGUAUGGCAAUUGGUUGAAUGCUGGUGAGUUGUUGGUGAUUGCGACAUUCCAAAUUGAUGGAUGUACUGAUUUGUACAUACUACUGAGUACAUCAUUGAUUCUCAUCUGGUGGGUUGGGACCCAUUUAGGGUGGGUACAGAGGAGCAGCAAGGCCCCAAAGCUCGAUGGUUAGAGCGUUGGUUUGUUAACUCACUGGCGGCCUUCCCUCCCCAAGACUGGUUGCAUCAGGAAGGGGAUCCGGCGUUAAACAAAUAUGAGCGUUCAUCUGAGAUGACGCGUUGUGGCGAUUCCCUAACGGGACAAGCUGAAACAAAGUUGUUGUACAAGAGGAGCAGCAAGUUCCCGCGUGGAAACUAUCAGGCAAGCGAGCAACAGGAAAUGUGGCUGCCAGUUUACUGGAGUUAACUUGAGAAACAAAUACAGCGCAGCUCGGUCUCUAGCUGGCGGAUAUUAUGGCAUCCGAUAUGAUUUUGCCGGUACAUCAGUUUGAAAUGGUGUUUGAAAGUACCGUAAUAAUAAACUAUACGUGCUCUUAGAGCCGAUUUCUUUGAAAGAGAACCUGUUCUUUAGUGUUCUUAACUUCUAAAAAGUGGGCGGGGACUUUCCCAGACUAGGACAUGCAGGUCCCGAGGUGACAGCGGUUGAGAAUCAAUGGAGUAUCCUUACACACUACUUACUAGACUACUGGAUCAUUCCGUUUAAAAUCGAUCAAGAGUAUUUCCUUCACAUCUUUCAGAUUUUGAAGCCUGAUUGGAAAUCCCAAACAAGAAUUGUUUUUUCCCCUCUCAAUCUUUUGGCAAGAUAAUAGGCCAAGAAACUCGAUGUUGAUUAGACAACUUUAAACCUCUUCAUCUUUAAAACUAAACCACUCAGGAACCUACAAAUCAUCUUUUGGGAAUGUAAUUGGAAGCGGGCGGGCGGACGGACAAAAAUCCAUGCAAUCGGGGCGUUUUAACUCAGCUCAACAGUCGUUAUCGUGACAUCCGAGUCAUCGAUUUACACUCAGUGCCACCGUUACAUAUUUCAAAGUUUGGUUAUCCUUGGUUGAAUUUUUUCAUGCCUGGAGAGGGAUGCAGGAAUGACGUGUGUUAUCUUUUAUUUUCACAAACGACGUUUUGCCACAAAGGGGUUCAGAACGAAAAUCUUUUGGUGUUCAGGUCGUGUCCUUCCUUCCUUCAAUUUCCGACCACACCCCACUUAAUAUUUGCAGAAUAUCUGAGAGCGAUUUUAAAUUGACUCCAUUGGCAUUUUGCUUUGGAAGCUGGUACAGCUCCCAAAGGUAUUUAUUGGACUUGUGCAAUCUUGUACUUGCGAACACACGAGGAUCUCCGUCCGACUACUGCAAUUUAGUGAUUGCGAGCACACGAGAAAUGGCGGGAGCGGUAGACGAAGAAGAUGAAUGUAGAAUAAUAAUAUAUGAUAUUCAAUGCUGUAGUUUGUCAAAUAAUCGUUUCACUGGUCUGUGUGACCACUGUGAUUUUUGUAUUUGUGCUGGUCACUGUUACAAAUUUAAUUUAGGUUGAAACUACUUUCAAAUGUCAACUUCAUGUUUUUGUGAGUGAGGGUGUAACGGUACACACGCCUGACUAUAGCGUGGGCAGCGUGGGAUCGAUUCCCGUUCAGUGAUGGUGUCAAGAUGCGCCCCGCGACUGACUGGCGACCAGUUCAGAUUGUUGUCUUUCUUGCGCCCAAAGUUAGCUGGGAUGUGCUCUGGCGCUCCCGCGACCCUUGCGAGGAUAAGCGGCUUGGAAACUUGAUGGAUGGAAGCUGUAACGUAAUGCUGUUGCCUCAUUCACUUCAAGCCAGUUCUCUGUUGCAUGUGUGAAAUGUAAUUUCUUGCUUUUGUGAAUGAUUGAGGUGAAUUUGUUCCUUGAUUCAAAUCAAAAGUAUGCGGGGUUUAUUUGUUGUAGAAGCAUGUACCACUCCAACUUUUGUGCAAAUCACAAUGUAAUCAUAAUAGCUGAGCUUUAUUUAGCACUUUUAAAAGGGAUUCAAGGACACUUUACUUAUGGUGGUAUAUAAAAUGGAGAGUAUGCUAUGAGUGCUAUAUAGUAUAUGAUGUAUAAGUAUGUAUAAAUGAGAUCCUAAGCCAUUAUUUGCCUUUUUGAAAAAUGGAAUAUGUCGUCACUAUGAGCACCUCACGUUCUAAUGCACUAUAAAAAUGUAUUUUCCACUUUUAUAUUAAAGCAGCAUAUAUUGUGUGAAUUCAUGUUUCCCGUCCUGUUUUUAAUUUCUGGAA
This is a messenger RNA of Syngnathoides biaculeatus (alligator pipefish), 3908 nucleotides long. RefSeq lists its product as uncharacterized. The record is from RefSeq and is a predicted model, not a curated record. Lineage: Eukaryota; Metazoa; Chordata; Actinopteri; Syngnathiformes; Syngnathidae. Bases 504 to 1496 code for a protein of 330 amino acids. The transcript has 4 exons.